Molecule: messenger RNA, 3111 nt
Organism: Phanerochaete carnosa HHB-10118-sp
Lineage: Eukaryota; Fungi; Basidiomycota; Agaricomycetes; Polyporales; Phanerochaetaceae
Exons: 10
Coding region: 1-3111 (1036 amino acids)
Biological process (GO): DNA-templated transcription; regulation of DNA-templated transcription
Cellular component (GO): nucleus
Molecular function (GO): transcription cis-regulatory region binding; zinc ion binding; DNA-binding transcription factor activity, RNA polymerase II-specific
Source: RefSeq, a predicted model, not a curated record
AUGUCUACAUCGCCCUUCGACAUGGACGCCGUCUGGAACGACCAGCAAGUCCCUCCGCAACUCGAACUCGGGGAGUACGGCCCUCUGGAUCCCAACGCUUUCCCGCUCUCUCAGAAUGGUGUGAAUGGCUCCGCAGCUCAUCGCCAGAUGUCGUCGUCGAGCCACAACGGAGCCUUCCAGCAGUUCGACUCAUCAUUCGCGCCGAAUGGACAACAGGGCUUUAACUUCACCGUACAACCGCCUCAUGCGUCCACUAUGGACGGUACCCAAGCGUUCUUCCAGCCCCGCGGCUCCCCCGGCGCCGCCCAGCAGCAGCCGCAACACCAACACCAACAGUUCCCAGGCCAGGCCCAUAUGUUUGCAGGCUCACCCAAUCUGGGCUUCCAGCAGGAUGGGUCUAUUUAUGGGCAGUACAACUCUACACAGACACAAAGCCCAUACGUCGGGGCCGGCUCAUCGCAUGGCGGGUCUUACAACUCUCCACCUGCUCCGUUCUCCUCAUCCUUCCAUCCACCGUAUCACCAUGGGCAGAUCGAUGUCAGUGCCAGAGCUGAGAAGAGGCUGCGGCCGAACGACUACGACGAGCUUAUUCAAGAGGAGAAGGAGGGUGGUCCGGGCAAGGCUGAUGCCGCAAAUAAGCGACCAGCAUGCACGCGCUGCAAGGGUUUGAAGGUCAAAUGUGAACCAUCGCUGGAGGAUCCCGACACCUGCAAGCGAUGCUACCGCAGCGGCGGCGAGUGCACGAUCCCUGGCCGCAAAAAGCGCCAGCCUCCUCCGAAGCGCGAGCUGCUAUUGAACCAGAUUCGUGAACAGGCAGAGAAGAUCAAGACGCUUAUGUCCGAGCUCGAGGAGGCGAACAAGCGGAUGCGGAUGGCGCAGGCCACCUCCGUGUCGAGUGCGCCGUCGCCCACGUCGACGACGGAUUUCUCGUUCAUCUCCAUGUCCGACUCGCGGCUCAUGUCGCCCGAGCUCGACGACGGGGCGUCCUCGCAGGCCUCGGUGCGCACGAACGCGGACGUGCAGGACUGGAUCGCCAAGGCGCGCGAGUCCAUCCAGGCGUUCGACGGGUACAUCAACAUGGGCGGCCCCAGUGUCAAGCGCGGCGACCUUGUGGCGGAAGAGGAGGGCAGCGAUCCGGAGAACGAGCAGCAGGACGACGACGAGGAGUAUGCGGUGACGGUCGAGGAGGCCGACGAGGACGUCAGCGGCGAGGAGGACCGCAUGAGCGCGGCCCGCCGCUUGUCGGACAACUCUGAUACCGCCCCCAGAAAGGAGCGGCUCGCAACGAUCGCGACGAUUCCCAGCCCGGCAGCGCCGUUUGGGCUGAUGGCGAAGAUGAGCCUGCGGAACAGCCCGGGACUGAGAAGGAUUAAAUCGAAGAGCAGCAUGGGGGGCGAGGACGAUGAGGAAGAGGAAGUCGGUCUUGCAAACCCCGACUUCUUCCGUGCCAGUUCUGCUCCGGAGAAAGCACCGGCUCAGAACGACGUGCCUCACAUCCUCCGUAGCGGUCUGAUCACGAUCGAGGAGGCAGAGAAGCUGAUCAAGAUAUACUGGGACUACAUGAACCUGUCUGUCAGCCUGCUGGACCCUGUCAUUUACACGAUGGAAUAUCUCGUCGUGCACAGCCAUUUCCUGUUCACCGUCAUCUGCGGUAUUGCAUCAAGGUUCUAUACCGAGAAGCCUGGGCUCUACCAGAAGGCAAUGCAUUACGCCCGGCUCGCGGCGGGUACCGCACUCAUCGGAGGGCAGAAGUCCGUGGAUGUCGUGCACGCCUAUAUCCUUCUUGCGCUGUAUCCUGUCCCUUCAAGGAAGUGGGAGGAUGACCGCAGCUGGAUCUAUCUGGGUGUCGCUAUACGGAUAGCAACAGACUUGAAUUUGCACCACCCGAUCACCGCAAAACCGCGCGAUGAGAUGCACGCUCGCGCCAUGUUGAACCGUACGCGCGUGUGGCUCAACUGCUUCAACCUGGAUCGCUCGACGAGCUCACAGUACGGCAAGGCACCGAUCAUCAACAACGACGAUUAUGUCGCGAAUCGUUCGGGCGAGUGGUGUGACAGUUCGCCGUACAACAUGCCUGGCUUUGACAUCCACCUCGCCUGCUACAACGCGGAUCUCACCAUCAUGGGUCGCUUCCGCAACAUGGUGAACAGCGAUAAGAACAGCCCGACGGGCUUCAACAAAAAUCUCGACAUCGCGGAUAUUGCGAGCAAGUUUGACGACGAGCUUGCGCAGACGUGGAGCGUGUGGAUCAAGCGUGUCCGUGAGCAUACGGACCCGAACGACCCGCAGUGCAAGUUCCGUACUGGGCUGCUUCGGCUGGCAUACAGUUAUGCUCGCACGACGGUCUUGUCGUGGGGCUUCCAGUAUGCAUUUGGCAAGAGCAACCUCGGCCGUGAUGUGGACCUGCUUAAUAGGUGUCUACGCGCCGCCAUGGAUGUCUUAGCAUCUAUACUCGACGAGAUUGCUGUCCCAGAGCAAAAGAUCUUCCUUCGCCAUGGCCCCGAGGCGCAAAGUGUCUUCGUGACGUUCGCCUGCGCCUUCCUCAUCAAGCUCCUUCAGCCCCGUUAUGCUUCCUACCUCGAUCGUAACCAGCGCCAACAGAUUCGCGAUCGCGUUCAGCAGAUCAUCGACCUUCUCGGUUCUCCUGAGGUUGCCAUUGACGACCAACACAGCCCGAAGCUCUAUUCGCGUUUUCUGAAGGGUCUGCUAGACAAAGCCGCCGCGCGGCUCGACCGUUCCCCGGGCCCGCAUAGGAAGCAGCUCAAGGCUAAGUCCGAAUCGCCGAUGGUGCAGAAGAUCGAGCUACACGACGGGAGCCUGUACUCCAGGCAAUCCUCGUCCAACCCUCCCAGCGCUAGACCAUCGCUGUCUCCCGAGCCAGAGGUACGGUCCCCUGGGCUCCUGGAUUCCUAUCUGCCCUCGCCACUCACACACGAGCCGGACAUUAUGGCGAUGGACUCUUCUCCGUUCUUUGCCCCCCCUCUGCCGUUCAACGAGCUCUUGCCGUCUAUGGCUGAUUCGUCGAUGCUGGGUGUUCCUGGCUUCGCCUGGAUGGGUUCGCAACAAAAUGACUUCCAACUAGGCUUCUUCUCUAAUAUCUCCAGUUCUUGA